Molecule: messenger RNA, 899 nt
Organism: Dentiscutata heterogama
Lineage: Eukaryota; Fungi; Glomeromycota; Glomeromycetes; Diversisporales; Gigasporaceae
Source: the annotation of a GenBank genome assembly
ACGGAAUUUUCCAAAUUUGUGGUGUUCCAGACUCAAGUAUUAGACCCAUAUCUUCCGCUGUGGAUAAACUAGAUAAGUUGCCAUGGGAGGAUGUCAAAAAAGAAAUGACAGAAGAGAAAGGAUUAGAUCCUAGCAUUGCUGAUCGCAUAGGAGAAUACGUUAAAUUAAAAGACCAAUCAUUACUUUCCAAUAAUAAUGCUAAAGCCGGUUUAAAUGACAUGGUCCUCCUUUUUAAAUAUUUGGAAAUAUUUGGAGUGUUAGAUAAGAUAUCUUUCGACCUUAGUCUUGCCAGAGGACUAGAUUACUAUACCGGUAUUAUUUAUGAAGCCGUAACUGAACAAUCUGGACCACCUAAAAGCAAAGAUGGAAACCAGAUUGUUCGAAAGACCAAAAAAGAUUCCGAUGAACUUGAUGAAACAACAGUUGGUGUGGGCUCUAUUGCUGCCGGUGGCCGUUAUGAUAAUCUUGUGGGUAUGUUUGCCAGUAAUAAAAAGGGUAACAUACCAUGUGUUGGCGUCUCUAUAGGUGUAGAACGUGUGUUUUCUAUUUUGUUGCAAAAAGCUGCACUCGAACAAAUAAAGGCAAAUGAAGUAGAAGUUUAUGUAAUGGCUGUUGCUGAUGGUUUAUUGGAAGAUAGAAUGAAGAUAUGUUCAGAGUUAUGGGAUGCUGGAAUUAAGGCCGAAUUUAUGUACAAGAACAAACCAAAAUUACAACCUCAAUUUUCAGUAUGUGAUCGUGAUCAAAUUCCUUUUGCGGUUAUUAUUGGUCGUGAUGAAUUAAACCGGGGUGAAGUCAGAAUUAAAGAUAUGAGGUCUAAAGAACAAGGUGAAGGUGGCGGUGCUUCCAUAAAACGUAGUGAUAUGGUAAAUGAAUUAAAGAAAAGAUUAGGAAAGCCGUAA